AUGGACUCAGCAGCAGAUUUCCCCCCGUUCCAGGAACGGCUCACGUCCAAACUGGUGCAGAUGACGCGCACCGUAGGACAACUUUCCUCCGAGGAUCUGAAUUUCUAUCGCUCCUCCAGCUCAGGGGUCUCCGAGUCUCUCGACGAGCAGAGCGAACGGAUCCUCUCGUUGACUUCGUCUAUUCUCAAAGCCGCGACGGCAGGGACAGAGCUGUCCGCUCCCGUCUUGAAAGACGAGGAUUCGAUUGAAGACAAUUGGCGGGGCGUGGUGGAUGUGAUCGACGCGCUUCUGGAAAAGGCAGACGCCUGCCUUGACGAGUUUACUGGCGUGAUCAAGAAGUUGAGCCCCUCGCAACAAGAGCAGGCCAAGACGACGUACGGGAAAAGAGCGGCGGCGGCCAAGUUCCCCAGCAUCUACGACUAUGGGCCGUCGAAAAUCCCGAAACCGCAGUUGCUGUUUGAGCGCCAGCCCGACAAUACUGAGACCUCGCCCUUCCGACCGCUUCUUCGCACCAAGCCGCACGCUCGGCUGCCUCUGGAGGAAUCGAUCGAACCGAGUGGUGGUUCAGAGACCGGCUACAGGAACCCGUACGAGACCGAGAUUCGCGACGCAGAGUAUCCUCCGUCUACACAUGCUUCCUCGCCACCCAUCGACUAUCAGCCGUGGGAGUCAACGACUGCGACCUUUGUCGACACAUUAGACGGGGUGAAACAGAUGUUGGACGAGCUCAAGUCGGCCAAGGAGAUCGCCAUUGAUCUGGAACACCACGACGUGCACUCAUACCAUGGCCUGGUCUCGUUGAUGCAGAUCAGCACGCGGGAGAAGGACUGGGUGAUCGAUACCCUCAAACCGUGGAGGGAGGAACUUCAGGUGCUCAAUGAGGUCUUUGCCGACCCUCACAUUCUCAAGGUCUUGCAUGGAUCGUCAAUGGAUAUCAUCUGGUUGCAACGCGAUCUCGGUCUGUAUGUCGUGGGCAUGUUUGAUACCUACCACGCUGCCUGUGCGCUGAACUAUCCCAAGAGAAGUCUCAAGUUCCUUCUCCAAAAGUUUGUCAACUUUGAAGCGGACAAAAAGUACCAAAUGGCCGACUGGCGCAUCCGCCCGCUGCCAUCUGGAAUGUUUGAUUAUGCGCGAUCUGAUACCCACUAUCUCCUAUAUAUCUACGACCAUCUGCGCAAUGAACUGCUCAAAGAAUCCACCCCCGACCACAACCUGAUGGCGUAUGUGCAAGAACAGUCGAAGAAUGAGGCCCUGCAGCGGUAUGAGCGCCCUGUCUACGAUGCGGCCACUGGAAUGGGUCCCGGGGGCUGGUAUGAUGUUCUGUCUCGCAACUCGCUGGUAUUGAGCAAGGAGCAGUUUGCUGUUUUCAAGGCUGUCCACCAGUGGCGCGACGAGAUCGCACGGGCCGAAGAUGAGGGUGUUCAAUGCGUCUUCCCGAAACAUGUCCUCUUCAAAGUUGCACAAGCGAUGCCGCUUGACGAGGGAACUCUACUGAGGACGCUGUCCCCUGUGACUCCAAUUGCCAAGAACCGAUCUUCCGACCUUUUGGAGACGAUUCGGACCGCCAAGGUUGCGGGCGCGACGGGACCAGAAUGGCGUGAUGUUUACAAGCCGUUUAAGAAGGCCGGUCUCACUACAGCAACCGAACCGACCGAACCGUCCAAGCCUGUGGACGAAAGUUUCCCUAUCGCCGGGCGCUUCGAGGUGUCUCAGUUUUGGGGUGCCGUCUUGGACCAAGAGGAGCUAUCCACGCCUCCCGAAUAUGCCCUUGUCGCUUCCGCCGAAGCCCUCCGCCUUUCCCUGCCCCUGCCUCGCAUGCCACUGACCGUAUCCGAGGCACGGGACAGACUGGGUGUGAGCAAAUCUGCACCGGCUCCGGUACCAGCACCACCGACUACCGCCACGGCUCCUUCCCCCCAGCCAGAGGAGAAGAGUAAAUUUUUCACGGUAAAGGAGCUGGGCGGGCCUCGCAAACGGAAAGCCGCGGUGGCACCCGAACCCGUCAAGGAGAAACUGGUAGUUACGCCAGAGCUGGACGAGUUGAGCGGUGAGACCAGCUCCGCGCCGGACGUGACGGAGGACAAGCUUUCGAAGAAACAGCGGAAGAAGGCCAAGAAGGACAAGGAGAGGGAGAAGGAGAAAGACAAGGAGAGCGAGCAGGCCGAGACCGCCGUGCCAUUCGACUACACGAGGGCGGACUCGAUGCUUCACGCUGCUCCGGUGCAGGCAUCCGCCGCGCCGAAGAAACGGCCGUUCAACCCGUAUGCUAAGGCGCUCGACACGUCGACCGGGCUGGGCAGAGCGAAGCGGGAGACGGCGGGCAAGAACUUUACCUUUAGGUAG
Molecule: messenger RNA, 2343 nt
Organism: Penicilliopsis zonata CBS 506.65
Lineage: Eukaryota; Fungi; Ascomycota; Eurotiomycetes; Eurotiales; Aspergillaceae
Exons: 1
Coding region: 1-2343 (780 amino acids)
Biological process (GO): poly(A)-dependent snoRNA 3'-end processing; nuclear polyadenylation-dependent snRNA catabolic process; TRAMP-dependent tRNA surveillance pathway
Cellular component (GO): nucleolus; nuclear exosome (RNase complex)
Molecular function (GO): nucleotide binding; nucleic acid binding; 3'-5'-RNA exonuclease activity
Source: RefSeq, a predicted model, not a curated record